AUGGCACCCCAACCGAUCCUGCUGAGCCCCGAGGCGGUCGCCACGCGGGGAAUUCACAUCAAGCCGCAUGAGGCGGCGUUCCGCGAAAACAGCGCGACGAUCGUCAUGCCGUCCAAAGAGGCCGCGUUCCUGAACCCAGUGCAGGAGUUCAACCGCGACCUGAGCACGCUCUCGAUCAUCUCGUGGAGUCAGAUGGUAGACCGCGAGAAGAAGCAGCGGUACGAGGCGCACCUGAAUGCGCGCGAGGCAAAGCGCGCAAAGCGCGACGAGCCGGAAGCGAAGCGCCUCAAAACCGAGGAGGAAAAGGCGUACCGGCCGUACAAGUUUACUGCGCUCGAGGCGCUGAGCGCUACCGGGCUACGCAGUAUCCGGUAUGCGAAAGAGAUCCCGCUCCUCGGCUCGGUGCUCGCCAACGACCUGUCUGCGACGGCCGUCCAGGCGAUGCGCCGUAAUCUCGCCCUCAACUUUCCGCCAGGGCGCCCGCUCGAGGAGUAUGUCCCGCUCCAGGGCGAGCAAGAGGCAGCACUGAGCGCACCGGAGGCGCAGGAGGCAUCUACUGACGCGCCCGACGCCGCGUCGACUGAUCCCCAGAUCCACCCCGACUGCAAGGUCAUUGUGAACCAAGGCGACGCAAUCACGCUCAUGUACGAGCACCGCGACACGCCGAAACGCUUCGACAUGGUCGACUUGGACCCCUAUGGCACCGCGUCGCCGUUCCUCGACGCGGCGGUGCAGUCGGUGGCCGAUGGCGGCCUCUUGUGUGUGACCUGCACGGACCUGGCGGUGCUUGCCGGGCACAACUACCCCGAAAAGUGCUGGUCGCUCUAUGGUGGCGUGAGCGUCAAGGCAGAAUACUCGCACGAAGUCGCGCUGCGUCUCGUCCUGCACGCGAUUGCGACGGCUGCCGGCAAGUACGGCCGCUACAUCCAGCCAAUGCUCUCGCUCUCGAUCGACUUUUACCUGCGUGUCUUUGUGCGUGUGUGGACGCGCCCCGAGACGGUGAAGUUGAAUGCGUCCAAGACGGGCCUGGUCUACUCGUGCUCCAAGUGCAGCGACUUUCAUAUCCAGCCGAUGGGCCGCGCGACGAGCUCGGCGAAUGCCAAGACCGGCGCGACAAACGUCAAAUUUGGCUCUGCGUCCGGCCCGCCGACCGACAUGCGGUGCGGCGAGUGCGGCGGCAGCUUCCACGUCGGUGGCCCGAUGUGGUUCGGCCCGCUGCACGACCCCCUCUUUUGCGACGAAGUCCUGACGACGCUCGACUCGGGCAAGCACAAGUUUGGGACGGAAGCGCGUAUCCGCGGCAUGGUCUCGACCGCACGCGACGAACUCGACGCUCCGUUCUACUUCCACCCUGCCAAGAUCGCGGGGCUGUUUCACUGCACGAGCCCUCCCCUUGCGCCGGUCAUCCAUGCCCUGCUCAACGCCGGAUUCGAGGCGUCGCGCUCGCACUGCGUCGCCGGCUCGGUCAAGACGAACGCGUCGCGUGGCGAAGUCUACGACCUGUUCCGUACGUGGAUCAAGACGAACCCCGUGCGCGCCGACCGCCUGAAAGACGGCUCGGCGGCCAAAGGCCUGCUGUCCCGCCGGAACGAGGACGGGACGCCUGCGACGCGGCGCUCCUACGAUCUCGACACGCCGAACGAGCGUACGGACGAGGUGGUGCACGGCACGUCCGCGUCGCGCCUCGUGCGCUACCAAAUGAACCCCCAGGCGAACUGGGGCCCCGGCACGGCGGCCAAGGGCCACCGCAAAAAGCAGCACCGCAGCCUCGCCCCCGAAGACAUCGCGCGGCGGGCGCAGGACCUGAAAGCGAAAGAGCAACAGCCAUAG
Molecule: messenger RNA, 1830 nt
Organism: Malassezia japonica
Lineage: Eukaryota; Fungi; Basidiomycota; Malasseziomycetes; Malasseziales; Malasseziaceae
Gene: TRM1
Product: methylamine--glutamate N-methyltransferase
Exons: 3
Coding region: 1-1830 (609 amino acids)
Biological process (GO): tRNA N2-guanine methylation
Cellular component (GO): nucleus
Molecular function (GO): tRNA (guanine(10)-N2)-methyltransferase activity; RNA binding
Source: RefSeq, a predicted model, not a curated record